Molecule: messenger RNA, 5474 nt
Organism: Ochlerotatus camptorhynchus
Lineage: Eukaryota; Metazoa; Arthropoda; Insecta; Diptera; Culicidae
Gene: dac
Product: dachshund
Exons: 12
Coding region: 851-3415 (854 amino acids)
Biological process (GO): regulation of transcription by RNA polymerase II
Cellular component (GO): transcription regulator complex; nucleus
Molecular function (GO): RNA polymerase II cis-regulatory region sequence-specific DNA binding; DNA-binding transcription factor activity, RNA polymerase II-specific
Source: RefSeq, a predicted model, not a curated record
UAAUAUAUAUUUUUAAAACUGUUAUUUAUUAUUCGUGUGACUGCGGCGACGGUUUCUCGUGUGUUUCUCGGUGCUCCGCUCGUGCAAGUACAGCGGACCAGUAGUACAGAAGAAGUGUUUUGCUACUCGCCUGGUCGCCUACUUUGUGAGGUGCAACCUGGUGCUCUUUUAUGCUGAGUGUGUCUCUGCUCUGCUGAACGACGGGCCGCGCUGCCUACUACAACUGCUCGCAGCAAAAAGCACCAACCAAUUCGAUUAUACCGCCGAGUACUUUUGCACCUUGGCAAGGAGGAAAGCCCCGAAAAGAAAUCGCAACAAGAAAGAAGUGGCCGGUCCGUUUUCGGAAUUGAAUUGCUGCCGCUAGCAAAUAGGGGGGAAAUAAAAUCCCCAAAACAGAUAGAGAUUUCAGUCGUACAAUUGGCAUACGCGCGCCUACACACGAAUUGAAGUUUUUGAGCCGUUCCCGGUUUUUUGUUUGUGUUUUUAUUUCGGAAAUAUGCGAGUGAGAACAAAAAUGUGGAAAAGUAGUGAGGAAAAAUGAUUUUACGGUGUGAUGGUGGUUCGUUCGGUUUUACAAAGGUGAAAUGAGAAAGAAAUAAUUACUUGUGCAAACUGAAGAGGUGCUAUAGUUUUGUUAUGAUUUUUUUUUUUCGUUCAACUGAAGCGAAAUGAAGAAUUGGCAGAAAAUAUGAGAAAACAAGUUUGAGUGGAAAAAAAGAAGUCGGUACCGCCUUGUCAGAUGAUUGAAGGUGCUAGCUGAGGUAGAAGAAGUAGUGAUUGAAUUCCUUUUUUUCGGUGCUUGAAGAUAAUUGACCACUGCGGAAAAGUGUUGCGUGUACGCAAAGAUAUUAUGGACAGUGCAAUGGAUUCGGCAUCGACGGCCAGUGAUCACAGUAUAGCGUCGUCAAACGACUCCCGUGGACGCAAUCUGUCUUCUCCUGCGAUGCCCCAUACGCACAACGGUGGUAGCCAUGCCAUGGACAAAACUCGAACCCCAACUCCGGUUAGCCCGGUGCAGCAUAGCCACAACUCGAGUCUGAAUCACGUUUCCGGCCGGCAGAUGGCUACUAGUCCCUUGGGAGCAACACCACAGCAGAUGAUGGGCAUGCCACAUCCGUUGAGUCCACCACACGUUUCGACGCCCACUUCAAUGGGUAUGGUCGGAAUGCCACCACGGAUGGCCGGAAAUCUAACGCACAUCCCGCCACACGGACUUGGAUUGCUAAACUCCUUCAUGCACCAUGCUAGCCCGCUAGAUCUGAUGGCCGCUGCCCAUCAUCAUGUCCCUCCCCGAUCGUACAAUAGUCCACCACCGAUUUCGAGCUCCGAUCCAACGGCAAACGAGUGCAAACUGGUCGACUACCGAGGCCAGAAAGUGGCUGCCUUCAUCAUCCAGGGCGAAACAAUGCUCUGUCUUCCGCAGGCUUUCGAGCUGUUCCUGAAGCAUCUGGUCGGUGGUCUUCAUACGGUGUACACCAAGUUGAAACGGCUGGACAUCGUGCCGCUGGUGUGCAACGUCGAGCAGGUGCGGAUACUACGGGGUCUCGGCGCUAUCCAACCCGGAGUCAACCGGUGCAAGUUGCUGGCGUGCAAGGACUUCGAUGUCCUCUACCGUGACUGCACCACCGCCAGAUGCUUAUCGAUAAAACCACCUGAGAGUAACUCUCUGCUAUCGCACAGCUCUAGGCCCGGCAGACCACCGAAACGAGGCCCUGUGGGACUUUCGAUGCCGGCGUCGCACAUGUCGCACCAUGCCGCCGCAGCCGCCGCCGCCUCGCAGAUCAAAAAGCACCGGCUCGACAACGGCGAGUUCGUCUACGAGAAUGGACAUCUGAACGGAUUAACCAAUGGAAACAAACAUGAUUUCUACCUUAUCUCCACCGGAUCAUCAGAUAUCUCACGGUUGGACAAAUCACCCCUGCUAUCCAAUGGAUACAACGCUCCCCCGACGCACUUGAACCACAUUCCGUUCAUGCAAAUGAAUCCUCAUCCUGGUGGUGCCCACCCGCUGAUGAGCCCCGGUGUGAAUCCACACGGAAUCCCACGACCAGAUGGGUCAAUUAUCAAGGGACAAAACAUCCCUGGAAUGGAGGCUAUUGCGAGAGCUGCAUACGAGGACAUUGUCAAGCACCUGGAGCGGUUGCGUGAAGAACGAGGCGAGGACAGGACCGUCGGUCUGGAUCCGAAACCACGGGAUCUGAGUUCUCAGAGUGCUCCUCCACCGGAUUCACCGAACGGAGCCAGUCCGGUGCUGAAUUUGUCCAAAUCCGGCGGCGAUCAGGCCAGUGGUGGCGCCCCCAGUGAGCGGAGUAAUCAAAACUCGCCCGAACCCUCGGUGCACGAAGAGGACGAAAAUAUCAGCGAAGCCAACAUAUCGGACACCGAGGAACCUAUCGAGAAAGAAGAAGACAUCAGCGACUGCGAGAGGGACAUUUCGUCACCUGUUCCGGCGACGGUUCCGGUUUCGCAGGACAUGGAAAGUCGCCAGCAAGCGCUCAACUAUUCGAGUCUAGCAGCGACGGCAGCCGCCGUUGCCGUGGGUAACGUCCCGACGGCACAGGACCCGACGCUAUCAUCGACGGAGACGCUGCUGCGGAACAUCCAAGGGCUGCUGAAGGUGGCGGCUGACAACGCGCGGCAGCAGGAGCGACAAACGAGCUACGAGAAGGCCGAGCUGAAGAUGGACGUAAUUCGAGAGCGCGAAGUCAAAGAUUCCCUGGAACGCCAGUUGGCCGACGAAAAGCGACUCCGAGGGCUUUAUCAAAAACGAUUCAAAAAGGAGCGUCGAUUGCGAGUUCAGCUGAAAGAGCGAUUAGAUGCCGAGCGGAAACGUCGCACUCAGCUGGAAGAGAUUAUCAAAGCCUCCGGAGCACCAGCCGAAGCGUUGCGGAUUAUCGCAGAAAACAUCAGCAAUGACCAGCAGCGUGAGAAGGAGCGGGAACGCGAACGAGAAGCGGAAAGGGAACGGGAAAAGGAGCGCGAAAAGGAACGCGAACGGGAGAAGAACCGCGAGAAGGGGCGUGAUGAUCGGGAACGGUGCGAUUCGGACCGAAUGCGGGAUCGGGACUCCGACAGGGAGCGGAGUCGGGAACGGCACGAACGGGACCGGGAUCGCGAGAGAGGAUCUUCGGUGGAACGGUUUUCCAAGGAGGGCAGCCCGGUCGCGUGCAGGGGGGCCAGUCAGGAAGUAUCACCCCCUCAGCCACAGGUUCCGGAAGGGAAGCCGUGGAACUAUCCGGGACUUGACAUCAUGGCGACCGGUGCGUUCUGGCAGAACUAUUCCGAAUCCUUGGCUCAAGAGUUGGAACUCGAGCGCAAAGUGCGACAACAGGCGGCCGAAGGCGAAGUCAAAGGGCCACUCCAAGAUCGUUCCAAUUACUACAAAAACUCCGUACUGUACAGCAGUGCCACUUAGUUCCAGCAAUUAUGGCUAAUCUUUUCAUCGCUCUCAACAAGCGCAGCACUUGUUCUUCUACUGCAGCUCCUCUCGCAGCAGGCCACGUUGUGGUCGUACAGUGUCGCGUUGGUCACUGUUGCCAUUUAGCUUCCACUGCUCGCUGGCGUCAUGGCCAACCUCGACGCUGGGCAAAAUGUACGUGCAAUUAUACUACUAGAGGAAAGGAUGUGAGUAAACUCGAGAGAACGAGAAAAAAAUACAAUUCGAUAUCAGUGGAAGAAAAAUGAGUGAGUGCACACGCGGCAUCACGUGCAGCGGCAUCAUUUCCGAGGUUCUACUUUUAAUUUACUCCACUGAUUGGAGCUAUUGCUGGAAAUAUACGAAUCACACAGCUUAUGCUUGUGUGUGUAUCUGGAUGGAUGGAUAGAGAACGUUUGAACUGAAACCAAGAUUGUAUAAUGAUAGAUGAACAUGUAUUUAUUAAACUCUUAAUGAAUGACUAAUUUAAAACAAGAAGAAGAAACAUGACAGAACUAGAAUAGAUAAGUUUUACUGUCCCACAUUUAUAGAAUCGAAAUCAACAGUUGUGAAAUCAUUGCAAAAUAGAAUAGAACAGGAUCUCAAAGCAAACAAUAUGAAAUUGCACACUGAAAAAAAAAGAGCCGAUACGAUUUCUUUUCUACAAUUUGACAUUUUGUACAUUUUGGUAAUCAUUCGAAAAGUGCAAAAACUGUAAUCUGCAUAAAACUGAAGCGAGAAUUUUGUUUUACAACAACUGACUUAGCACAAAUAUGUUUCGUUUCGUUAGGCCUCCUUUGACGAAUAAUCAUUUUGAGGCUGCGCGAAGCAGGCAUUGACAAGAAAUCCGUUCAUUUCGUCUGUCAUAUUUCUUAGCGAGAAAAGUCAAACUUUCUUUUUUUUAACAAAGCCGUACUGUAAAAUUGAUAUAUACAAAGAAAUUCGUAAUACAACAUUAACUCGUACUUAAGGAAAUGUGAAUAGUUUCGUGUUUUCUGAAAAAAAAAAAGAAUCUUAAACAUACAGAGGUAAGUCAUAGACAGAAAUUCUUGCAACUCACGAAUACACUGAUAUAAGAAAAUGACACACUUACAAGCAGACACACGUCGUGAAAGUACUUAGUAUUUUUCCGGGUUAAUUUCUUCCAGAUAAUCUAUGUUUAUAAAUCAAGCAUUAGAAAAUACAACCAAGUGAUAGUGAUCGUUAGCGUAAAACAAUUAUACAUAGAACCAUCUCGGGAAGCAAAUCUUAAUUUACGACGCUGAACACUGCUGUUUUAGUUUGUGUUUUACUAUAUUUUAGGUAGAAUUAUUUUUAAUGAUAAUUUUUUGUACAAAGUUCAAUCGCAACAGGCACAAACUCACCCAUACAAACAAAAGCCACCCUUAUGCAAAGUGCAGAUGGGGUGGUCCCACUUUUUUAUAGAUAUAUUUCUCUUCCCGCAUUUAUAUGUAAAACCAAAAUAGUAACAAGCGCAAACGGAUUGUGUCGACUUUGACUUUUAUUUAUUAUUUGUAUUUUAGAAUCCAUUUAGCAAAACAAGAAGAAAACAAUCGCUAUUUAUCAAGCAUAUAUUGUAUCUAUAAAUAAACGUAAACGUAACUGGAAAAUUCAAUUCACUGUAGGGCAGGCGUGGUUGGUGGUAAGAAAAAAAAACGGAAAAAGCAAAAAAAAAAGAUUAAAUAAACACGACCCGGUGACACGUUAAAUUAUUCGCAACGAAUAAUUUCUGUUUUUCUAUGUAUGUAAGGGCUUAUUGUUAAUGGUGAAGAAGAAAAACAUAAAAAAAACACUGGUAAUCAAACAUGUCGAGUGCAAAUUAUUUGAGAAAACAAAAAUGACGAACAACAGACACAAAUCAAUAUCCAACAGAAAAAAAAAUCAACACAAUCCCCAACCCCAGCAAAACAUAGAUUCCACUUUUGUAACAGAAAAAUGAUAUCGAUAUGUAGAAACAUACACAACAACAAAAGCAACAUCGGAAAGAAAUAAAAUGAAUCAUGCUGUAAAAUGGAAUGCUCUGUGCUCUUUAGAACGGUCAAAUAAAAUACCAAAAUAU